Molecule: messenger RNA, 5304 nt
Organism: Pelecanus crispus (Dalmatian pelican)
Lineage: Eukaryota; Metazoa; Chordata; Aves; Pelecaniformes; Pelecanidae
Source: RefSeq, a predicted model, not a curated record
AUGACUGACAAGAUGUCGAGCUUCCUUCAUAUUGGAGAUAUUUGUUCUCUCUAUGCAGAGGGCUCAACAAAUGGAUUUAUUAGCACUUUGGGCCUUGUGGAUGAUCGGUGUGUUGUACAGCCAGAAGCAGGUGACCUUAACAACCCACCCAAAAAAUUCAGAGAUUGCCUGUUCAAACUAUGUCCCAUGAACCGGUACUCUGCUCAAAAGCAGUUCUGGAAAGCAGCAAAGCCAGGAGCUAACAGCACAACAGAUGCCGUGCUACUCAAUAAGCUGCACCAUGCGGCAGAUUUGGAAAAGAAACAGAACGAAACUGAAAACAGAAAGCUGCUGGGAACAGUCAUCCAGUAUGGCAAUGUUAUCCAGCUGCUUCACUUAAAAAGUAACAAAUACUUAACAGUAAAUAAGAGGCUUCCAGCUCUACUGGAGAAGAAUGCUAUGAGGGUGACUUUGGAUGAAGCUGGAAAUGAAGGUUCCUGGUUCUACAUACAGCCCUUCUACAAACUGCGUUCUAUUGGAGACAGCGUUGUCAUUGGAGACAAAGUAGUCCUGAAUCCCGUCAACGCUGGCCAGCCUCUCCAUGCCAGUAGUCAUCAGCUUGUCGAUAAUCCAGGAUGCAAUGAGGUCAACUCUGUGAAUUGCAAUACAAGCUGGAAAAUAGUCCUUUUCAUGAAAUGGAGCGAUAACAAAGAUGAUAUCCUCAAAGGGGGGGACGUGGUGAGACUGUUUCAUGCGGAACAGGAGAAGUUUCUGACUUGCGAUGAGCACAGGAAGAAGCAGCAUGUCUUCCUGAGAACGACGGGGAGACAGUCGGCCACAUCUGCAACCAGUUCAAAAGCCCUGUGGGAAGUAGAGGUGGUGCAGCAUGAUCCUUGUCGUGGUGGUGCGGGGUACUGGAACAGCCUUUUCAGGUUCAAACACCUUGCUACUGGACACUACCUAGCAGCAGAGGUAAACCCUGACUAUGAGGAAGAUGACCUGGAGUGUCAAUCCUCACUGGACCCUGAGCAGGAUGCCUCCAGAAGAGGCUUGCACAGCGCUCAGGAGAAGAUGGCGUACUCUCUGGUGUCUGUGCCUGAAGGAAACGACAUCUCCUCCAUAUUCGAGUUGGACCCUACCACCCUGAGAGGAGGAGACAGCCUUGUCCCCAGGAACUCUUAUGUCAGACUUCGACACCUUUGCACUAACACCUGGGUUCAUAGUACCAAUAUCCCUAUUGAUAAAGAAGAAGAGAAACCUGUGAUGCUUAAAAUUGGUACUUCUCCAGUGAAAGAGGACAAAGAAGCUUUUGCUAUAGUACCAGUUUCCCCUGCAGAGGUUCGGGACUUGGAUUUUGCAAAUGAUGCAAGUAAGGUUUUAGGUUCCAUUGCUGGCAAGUUGGAAAAGGGAACAAUAACCCAGAAUGAGAGAAGAUCUGUUACCAAAUUGUUGGAGGAUUUGGUCUACUUUGUCACUGGUGGAACUAAUUCUGGACAAGAUGUCCUUGAGGUGGUAUUUUCUAAACCUAAUAGAGAACGGCAAAAACUGAUGAGAGAACAGAAUAUUCUAAAGCAGAUUUUCAAGUUGUUGCAAGCACCAUUUACGGACAGCGGUGAUGGCCCGAUGUUGCGGUUGGAGGAGCUCGGAGACCAGCGUCAUGCUCCUUUCAGACACAUAUGCCGGCUUUGCUACAGAGUGCUGAGACACUCUCAGCAGGAUUACAGAAAGAAUCAGGAAUACAUUGCGAAGCAGUUUGGCUUCAUGCAGAAGCAAAUUGGCUACGAUGUCUUGGCCGAGGACACUAUUACAGCACUGCUUCAUAACAAUCGCAAGCUCUUGGAGAAGCACAUCACGGCUGCUGAGAUUGACACUUUUGUUAGUCUCGUGAGGAAAAACAGGGAGCCCAGGUUUUUGGAUUACCUCUCAGAUCUGUGCGUUUCCAUGAACAAGUCUAUUCCAGUGACACAGGAGUUGAUUUGUAAAGCCGUGCUGAAUCCAGCAAAUGCAGACAUUCUCAUUGAAACUAAGCUGGUCCUCUCUCGAUUUGAGUUUGAAGAAGUGUCAAGUGGAGAAAAUGCCUUGGAAGUUGGAGAAGAUGAGGAAGAAGUGUGGUUGUUCUGGAGAGACAGUAACAAGGAAAUCCGCAGCAAGAGUAUCAGAGAGUUGGCUCAGGAUGCUAAGGAAGGGCAGAAGGAAGAUCGGGACGUGCUCAGCUACUACAGAUACCAACUAAACCUCUUUGCUAGAAUGUGCCUUGAUCGACAGUACUUAGCCAUAAAUGAAAUAUCUGGCCAGCUGGAUGUGGACCUCAUUCUCCGUUGCAUGUCUGAUGAAAACUUGCCAUAUGAUCUGAGAGCAUCUUUCUGCCGGCUAAUGCUUCAUAUGCACGUUGAUCGUGACCCCCAAGAACAAGUAACGCCAGUGAAGUAUGCUCGUCUGUGGUCUGAAAUACCUUCUGAAAUUGCUAUUGAUGACUAUGAUAGCAGUGGAACUUCCAAAGAUGAAAUUAAGGAGAGAUUUGCACAGACAAUGGAAUUUGUAGAGGAAUAUUUAAGAGAUGUGGUGUGUCAGAGGUUCCCUUUCUCUGAUAAAGAGAAAAAUAAGCUCACUUUUGAGGUUGUUAACUUAGCCAGAAAUCUGAUAUAUUUUGGUUUCUACAACUUCUGUGACCUCCUCAGACUAACCAAAAUCCUCCUUGCUAUAUUAGACUGUGUGCACAUCACUACCAUCUUCCCUAUUACCAAGAUGGCAAAAGGCGAGGAAAGUAAAGGGAGCAAUGUGAUGAGAUCAAUCCACGGAGUCGGUGAGCUGAUGACCCAGGUGGUGCUCAGAGGCGGUGGGUUCUUGCCCAUGACUCCGCUUGCUGCUGCUCCUGAGGGUAACGUCAAGCAGAGUGAACCGGAGAAAGAGGACAUCCUGGUAAUGGACACAAAGCUGAAGAUCAUCGAAAUACUUCAGUUUAUUUUGAAUGUGAGAUUGGACUACAGAAUCUCCUGCCUACUUUGUAUAUUUAAACAUGAAUUUGAUGAAAGCAAUGCCCAGAUGUCCGAAUCACCCACUGGAAGCAGUAAUCAAGAAAUGCCAGCUAAUGUACCAGGAGCCCUAGACUUUGAACAUAUCGAAGAACAAGCCGAGGGUAUCUUUGGUGGAAGGAAAGAGAACACACCACUGGAUUUGGAUGAUCAUGGCGGCAGAACAUUUCUCAGAGUUUUGUUGCAUUUGACAAUGCAUGAUUAUCCUCCUCUGGUGUCUGGAGCACUUCAGCUGCUCUUCCGGCACUUUAGUCAGAGACAAGAAGUCCUUCAAGCUUUUAAGCAGGUUCAACUGCUUGUUACCAGCCAAGAUGUUGACAACUACAAGCAGAUAAAACAAGAUUUGGACCAGCUGAGGUCUAUUGUGGAAAAAUCGGAGCUUUGGGUGUACAAAGGCCAAGGUCCUGAUGAGACUAUGGAUGGAGUGCAAGGUGAAAAUGAACACAAGAAAAAAGAGGAAGGUCACAGCAAGUCCCAAAAGCCUGAAAGUACUAGCAGCUACAACUACCGUGUAGUAAAAGAGAUCCUGCUGCGGCUCAGCAAGCUCUGUGUUCAGGAAAGUGCCUCGGUCAGGAAAAGCCGUAAGCAGCAGCAGCGACUUCUGAGGAACAUGGGAGCUCACGCGGUGGUGCUGGAGCUGCUGCAGAUCCCUUACGAAAAGGCUGAAGACACGAGGAUGCAGGAGAUCAUGAAGCUUGCACACGAGUUUUUACAGAACUUUUGUGCUGGGAACCAACAGAACCAGGCAUUGCUGCACAAGCACAUAAACCUGUUCCUUAACCCAGGGAUUCUGGAAGCAGUAACAAUGCAGCACAUUUUCAUGAAUAACUUCCAGCUUUGCAGUGAGAUUAAUGAACGCGUUGUUCAACACUUUGUCCACUGUAUUGAAACACAUGGCAGAAAUGUUCAGUACAUAAAGUUCCUGCAGACAAUUGUCAAGGCGGAAGGAAAAUUCAUUAAGAAAUGCCAAGAUAUGGUAAUGGCUGAGCUGGUGAAUGCGGGAGAAGACGUCCUAGUCUUUUACAAUGACAGAGCCUCCUUCCAGACUUUGGUGCAAAUGAUGAGAUCAGAGAGAGAUCGGAUGGAUGAAAACAGCCCACUGAUGUACCACAUCCACUUAGUAGAACUGCUUGCCGUGUGCACAGAAGGCAAAAAUGUCUACACAGAAAUAAAAUGCAACUCCCUUCUUCCUUUGGAUGACAUUGUUAGGGUAGUAACCCACGAGGAUUGCAUACCUGAGGUCAAAAUUGCAUACAUCAACUUCUUGAAUCAUUGCUAUGUGGACACAGAAGUAGAAAUGAAAGAGAUUUACACCAGUAAUCAUAUGUGGAAGCUAUUUGAGAACUUCCUGGUUGACAUCUGUCGGGCUUGUAACAACACCAGCGACAGAAAGCACGCUGACUCCAUAUUGGAGAAGUACGUUACAGAAAUAGUGAUGAGUAUAGUCACCACUUUCUUCAGUUCCCCAUUCUCUGAUCAGAGCACUACUUUGCAGACUCGCCAACCUGUGUUUGUACAGCUGCUGCAAGGCGUGUUCCGAGUGUACCACUGCAACUGGUUAAUGCCAAGCCAAAAGGCAUCAGUGGAAAGCUGCAUUCGGGUCCUCUCAGAUGUAGCAAAAAGCCGCGCAAUUGCAAUUCCUGUAGACUUGGACAGUCAGGUCAACAAUCUCUUCCUGAAAUCUCAUAACAUUGUACAGAAGACUGCCAUGAACUGGCGAAUGACUGCACGGAAUGCUGCCCGCAGAGAUUCGGUGCUCGCUGCCUCCAGGGAUUAUCGAAACAUAAUUGAAAGAUUACAGGACAUAGUAUCAGCUUUAGAGGAUCGCCUACGUCCUCUUGUCCAGGCGGAGUUGUCGGUACUGGUAGAUGUGCUUCACAGGCCUGAACUGCUCUUCCCAGAGAACACGGAUGCGCGGAGGAAAUGUGAAAGCGGAGGUUUCAUUUGCAAGUUAAUAAAGCAUACUAAACAGCUGCUGGAGGAGAAUGAGGAGAAGCUAUGUAUUAAAGUAUUACAGACGCUCAGGGAAAUGAUGACCAAAGAUAGAGGCUAUGGAGAAAAGGUUUCUCAAAUAAUAAAGAAAGUAGAAACCCCCAAGGCAGGGCGCUGGCGCGUUGUCUGGAAAAGCCCUUGGGUCGAGUAUCUCUUGAUCGACUCCUUACUGGGCUGGAACUGCUGUAAUCCCCUUCUUGAUGGAGCUGUUGACAAACGUCUCGGAGAAGUGGUUCAGGACCAAGCUAAAUUUGCCUCAAGUGCCAUCAAGCGUGACUCUUUGCACAACAGCGAUAACUAA